Molecule: messenger RNA, 3174 nt
Organism: Magnolia sinica
Lineage: Eukaryota; Viridiplantae; Streptophyta; Magnoliopsida; Magnoliales; Magnoliaceae
Product: putative SWI/SNF-related matrix-associated actin-dependent regulator of chromatin subfamily A member 3-like 1
Exons: 3
Coding region: 91-2682 (863 amino acids)
Molecular function (GO): zinc ion binding; nucleic acid binding; ATP-dependent chromatin remodeler activity
Source: RefSeq, a predicted model, not a curated record
CCCAUUUUCAAAAAAAUUCCUCCACUCCCUUCCGCCCACGGCGUUCUUUAGGACCAGCCCGUGUGCCUUAACCCUCUUCCUCCUCCCUCCAUGGAUUCCUCUCAAAACCCCCACCACUCAUGGCGCAAGUUAGCACCGACCCGUGACACCCAAACCCAAAACCCUACUCCUCCAUCUUCUUCUUCAUCUGCCGAAGACGAUGACAUGUUCCUCGUCGGCUUCGUUAUCGUCAACAUCGUCGGCCUCAAGCACUACUCGGGCACGAUCAACGGUCGAGAGAUGGUGGGUCUUGUCCGCGACCCUCUCAAUCCCUACGAUCCCAACGCCAUCAAGGUCCUCAACACCCGCACCCACCAGGUCGGCUACAUCGAACGGUCCUCCGCUUCUGUCCUCUCUCCCCUCAUCGAUUCCUCCCUCGUCAUCGUCGAAGGCAUCGUCCCCAAACCCCCCAAGAAUCGAAACCCUUACAAGCUCCCCUGCCAGAUCCACAUCUUCUCCUCCCAUACUUCAAUCCCCACUGUCCAAUCCGUCAUCUCCGCCAGCGAGUUAUUCCUGAUCACCGACUCCGACCCCACGUUCGGCCUCUCGGAAGCUGUGAUUGUCAAGGAGAGGAAUCCAAAGAAAGGUCUGCGCAGCAUCGAUGAGAUCUUCGCAUUGGUGGGCCCUGACGGGAAGGGUAAGGGUUCGGCACGGAAGGUCGUGGUUCCACCGAAGGACGUUAUCACGUCAGAGCUGUUCUUACAUCAGAAGGAAGGGUUGGCGUGGUUGGCAGAUAGGGAGAAUUCUUGUGAGCUCCCUCCAUUUUGGGAGGAGAAGGAUGGGGUUUAUAUGAAUGUGUUGACGAAUUACCAGACACAUGAGCGACCUGACCCUCUGCGGGGUGGGAUUUUUGCUGAUGAUAUGGGGUUGGGAAAGACCCUCACGUUGCUUUCCUUGAUCGCGAUGAACAGGCCAGGUAAUGCUCUCCCUGAUUCGCUUGAUAUAGAUGAAUACAGUAAUGUACAAAAUGUAGGAAAUGGUAAGAGAUCAAAAAACAGUAAAAAAGUUGUGGGUUCACGUAAAAAACGUAAAAUUGAUGAAGGGGGUGGAGAUUCGGGCACAAGGACGACGUUGGUUGUGUGCCCACUGACAGUUUUUUCGACAUGGAUAACACAGUUAGGAGAACAUACGAGGCCUGGUUCCUUGAAAGUGUAUUUGUAUCAUGGAGAGCGAACAAGCGAUGCAAAGGAGCUUCGGAAGUUUGAUAUAGUGUUGACUACUUAUAGUACUCUGGCUGCGGAGGAGAAUUGGGAUGAAUCGCCGAUUAAGGAAAUUGAAUGGUGGAGAGUUAUUUUGGACGAGGCUCAUGUGAUUAAGAAUGUGGCGGCCAAGCAGAGCGAAGCCGUUAUUGGUUUGAAGGCUCAGAGGAGAUGGGCUGUCACGGGGACGCCCAUACAAAAUGGGUCACUUGAUUUGUUCUCUCUCAUGGCUUUCUUGAGAUUUCAGCCUUUCUCGAUCAAGAGCUACUGGCAAAGUCUGGUGCAACGCCCGCUCAAUCAAGGGAGUAAGAGUGGACUCUCACGUUUACAGGCCUUGAUGGGAACUAUUUCAUUACGAAGAACAAAAGAUUCUCACAGUGGCAAUGGGAGCUUGGUUGGACUACCACCUAAAACCGUAGAAACCUGUUUUGUGGAGCUUUCUCCUGAAGAGCGUGAACAGUAUGACAAGAUGGAAUUUGAGGCUAAGCAAACGGUUAACGAAUAUAUCCAUGCUGAGAGCGUAAUGCGAAAUUAUUCCACUGUUCUUCAUAUCAUAUUACGACUACGCCAGAUCUGUAAUGAUGUGGCCUUGUGCCCUUCUGAUGUUAGAUCGCUGCUACCAUCCAGUAGCAUUGAAGAUGUAUCUAACAAUCCAGACUUGCUGAUGAAGAUGGUCUCCAUGCUGCAAGAUGGAGACGACUUUGACUGCCCUGUUUGCCUCUGUCCCCCCACCAAAACCAUCAUCACUUGCUGUGCCCACAUCUUCUGCCGACCCUGCAUUCUGAAAACCCUCCAACGGCUCAACCCCCGUUGCCCCAUCUGCCGCCACCCCUUGUCCGAAUCAGACCUCUUCUCAGCCCCACCUCAAUAUUGUGAUGACAAUGACCCCCUAAUGUCUUCCGGGGAGUCCAGCUCUUCCAAGGUUUCUAUGUUGUUGAGACUGUUGGUGGCAUCCAGGGCUGAGAAUCCUUCCACGAAGUCGGUCGUGUUCUCUCAAUUCAGGAAGAUGCUGAUCUUGCUUGAAGAGCCAUUAAAGGCAGCUGGUUUCAGGAUCUUGCGCUUGGAUGGGUCUCUAAAUGCGAAAAGAAGAGCUGCAGCAAUCAAAGAAUUUGGAGAAAGAGACCAAGAUGCACCGACGGUGCUAUUGGCGAGUCUCAAAGUAGCUGGCACUGGGAUAAAUCUAACAGCAGCUUCGAGGGUGUACUUGAUGGAGCCAUGGUGGAACCCGGCGGUUGAGGAACAGGCCAUGGACCGGGUGCACCGGAUUGGACAGAAGGAUGAAGUGAAGGUGGUGAGGCUGAUUGUCCGGAACAGCGUCGAGGAAAGGAUAUUGGAGCUGCAAGAGAGGAAGAAGAACUUGGCGAAGGGAGCAUUUGGGAAGAGGGGUGGCAAGGAGCAGCGGCAGAUGCAUGUGGAGGACCUCCGCACCAUCAUGCGCUUGUGAGUUUAGCUAUGAUGCAUAUGCAUGCAUGGGCAUACACCCACAUGUCCAUAUCCAUCAUUCACAUGUUUUGCAUAUAUAUGGGCACGCUUUCGCGUGUGCACAUGUUUGGAGGGAUGAUCACCUACAAUGCAUUGCAGGAGUGGAAUUCAAUGCGGUGCAUGCACUAGUGCCGCCGUGAUGUGCAAGGAUGCAUUGUGGGUGAUCAUUCCUCAUUUUGUACAAUGUAUAUAUUGUGUGUGCCCAUAUACCAUGCAUGCAUAUACAUGCAUGUUAGGCUACAUCUUUUGUACAUGGCUAGAUGCGGAUGUGCUGUAGAUAGGGCUGUCAACGGGUUGGGCUUUGGGUUGGCUUCGGCCUAUAUUUUGAACUGUUUGGGCUGGGCCUAUUCAAAAUUUUGAUUUUGCCUGGCCUGAGCCUGCACCUUGACUGCCUAGCAGUAGAUAUCUGCAACUAUCUUUCUAUUACCAGAGGAAAAACGAAGUGGGAUUUUCA